Rotaria sp. Silwood2 is the source of this 411-nucleotide messenger RNA. The record is from the annotation of a GenBank genome assembly. NCBI's taxonomy places the organism in Eukaryota, Metazoa, Rotifera, Eurotatoria, Philodinida, Philodinidae.
AUGGCUUCAACAUUCGAAUCAUCACAACAAUCAAAUUAUGUUGAAGCUCAAGAAAAUAAUCCAAUAACAUCACCAUCAUUGCCAAUAUCAUCUGAUGAUAUUUAUGAGUCAUCGAUUAAUAAUUCCGAAGAGAAAAUCGAAGAACAAGUACCGAUUUCUGAAUCUGAAGAAACUGAUAUCACAACUAAUAAUAUAAACGAUGUUAUACCAGAUACAGAUACAACAAUUAUGAAUUCAACAAAUAUGGUUACUGCUGAAGCAUCAUUUACUGAAGCAACAUCAGCUGAUUUACCAUUAGGAGCAACACGUUCAUCUGUAGCUCGAAUUCUUGUUAAACCUGGACAAAUUUUUCGUGUUCAAGUUGAUAAUGAAGUUAAAGAAGUACAUGGUAAGUUGAUUUGUUUUCAUUAA